CCACGAAAAGGGGCUCGCCGGGCCGAAGGACUCUGCAACCCCGGUAGUUUUGAUGAACUUCACCGCAAAUGCAAAGACGUUUCAUGAGCCAACUAAGUAACAUCAUCCGUGCUACAAGGGGGAAGGAGGAGGAGGAGAACUGUGGGGUCCUGGGUGCUCUCUGUGCUAGCUGGUUUUCUCGUGGACGUUUCAUGGCCCAACUAGAUGUUUUCCCUCAACAAAUAGAAGGCGUCAAGCUGAUCAUUAAUAAGUCUCUGAGUAGCCAUUUCCAGGUAAGCCACACUGUUCACAUGAGCACCAUCGGCCACUCGAGUUACCACCUGAACGCGACGUACUUGGGCGAUCGGCAGCUUAGUCCUACAGAGACUUUUCCCACCCUUAUUGGCGAUAUUAGCAGCGCUGGGAGCCUCAGUGCCCAAAUUCUCCAUCUUAUAACGGAGCGGAUACGAACCAAAGCGGUUUUCCAGACUCAACAGGCCAAAUUCACCACCUGGCAAUUUGAUACUGAAUAUCGCGGGGAUGAUUACACUGCCACCCUGACGCUGGGGAACCCCGAUCUGAUCAGCGAAUCCGCUCUGAAAUGGAUAGCCACGCUUAAUUUGGGAUAUGGUGGAGCCCAUGCCAGUUACUACCACCGAGCUAAUGACCAGAUCCAGGUUGGCGUGGAAUUUGAAGCCAACACUCGGCUGCAGGAGACAAGCUUCGCUUACGGGUAUCAACUCACCCUGCCCGAAGCCAAUAUGAUCUUCAAGGGCUUUGUGGACAGCAACUGGUGCGUGGGGGCCGUUCUGGAGAAGAAAAUACCCCCGUUGCCCGUGACCUUAGCGCUGGGCGCCUUCCUCAACCAUUGGAAACACCGCUUCCAUUGUGGGUUCAGCAUCAUCGUGGGUUGAGGGCCUUCUCCGGCCUGGGUCUCUUACAAAAUGGAGGCGGUUGGGUUUUGAAAGGUGGGGGGGGCAUUGCUCGGUUAGAGCAAUGCGGCCUUGGAUGAUGGACACGAGGGUAUCGGGGCCCUUGCGGUCUCGCGUAGAUACGCGGCGAUGCCACGGCCUCCUCCGUUGGUCCGUGCACGAUUCCUGCCUGGAGAGAAACACACCCUGGGUGCAAGGGUGCCCGUUUCUCACCCCCCUGGGACCUCCGAUUUUGCUCGCUUAGGGCAAAGUAAAAGCCAGGCACAGGAUUUUGGGUCUCCUUUCUACGUUUGAUGGUCUUUGGAGAGUUCUGAUCUCUUGGGUUCCCCAGUGGAGCGCGGGAUCGGCGCCAUUUUGGUGUGGGUCAUGUGGGGGCCCUGAAAUUUGAAAGAGCCCCUCAACUCAGCUGCUGUUUCCUGGACGGCUUGUGUUAUUUGGCUGAUUCAGGGGCAAGGACCAAAAAGCUGAAUUUUAUGACUUCAGGGCAAUGGUGACUCUAAAUAUGAUUAAAACGAUGUUGAGGCUAGAAUUCCUAGCCCCUCAAAACGCUUCAGGUGUGGUUCUUUUAACGCCUUGUUUUGAUAUUUUCAUAGACAGGAAACGGUUGCCACUUUCCUCAAAACUUUACAAGUCAUCCUCUAGUUAUGACCCUUUUGGUUAGUGACGCCUUUCCUGCCCCUUUUGAGUGUGGGAAAGAAAACCGAGAGACGACAAGAACAGCUGAUCGGUUAGAAAGUAAAACGGAGAGAUAAAUACAUGGAAUAACACAGAUAAAAUGAAAAAAGGAAGAGGAUAGAUAAACCAAGGAAAGACGGGUCGAUAAAAAUGAAACGGAUAAAACCGAUGAAAAAAAAAAUGAG
Molecule: messenger RNA, 1771 nt
Organism: Notechis scutatus (mainland tiger snake)
Lineage: Eukaryota; Metazoa; Chordata; Lepidosauria; Squamata; Elapidae
Source: RefSeq, a predicted model, not a curated record